CUGCACUGCGCCUAUUUCAUUUACUUACAGCCAUGCUUGCCCACACGAACCUUACCAGCUCGGGCGCGAGCACGGUGCGCCCAGCUCAUAAGCGCUUCCAUGGUCGCGUCUCCGUCGUUCCACGCGCUGCUGCGGGUGCCCCCGCGGCCAUCUCGGCGGCCACGGAUGCGCUAGCGACCCUCCGGAGCGCGGCAGCCAAGCCCGGCUCUGUUAAGCCCUCGGACGUGCUGGCAGCAAUGGUAACGGUGGAGAAGGCGAAGCUCAAGCCGGAGAACUGGGAGGCCAACCUCACGGCGCCAGGCACCCGCUGGCGGCUCGUCUACACUGUGUCCGGUAAGGACCUGACCGCUGCAGCCAAGAAGCAGAAGGCCGGGUCGGGAGCCUACUUCCCCAUCUCCGCAUGCCAGAAAUUCGACGACACGGGUUUUGAGAACGGCGUGUUCUUCGGGCCGGUGGCCAACCUCACCUUCAAGGGGCCCUGGCAGCUGGACGCGAAAGUGUGUCACUUCGACGUCAACACCAUGUACCUGGGCCUGGGCCCCUGGCGCCUGCCCAUCAAGCUCAAAGAUCAGACGCCGCUCAAGCAGAUGGCCACCAAGGAGUUUAAGGCGCUGCCGUUCUUCGUGUACGCCUACGUGGGGGAGGACAUUGUGGUAGCGAGGGGUCGCAGCGGCGGCGUGGCGCUGUGGGGCCGAGCCGACGCCGCCUGGCUGGCCACCUCGGGAGCCAUGCAGGUGUACAAGUAGAGAGUGUGGUGUACCAACAGAGAACUUUGCAGUCGCUAGCACGCAUAGAAGGCCGGUUAGCAGGAUGCGGUCACAGCAGACAUGUUACCUCAUCCAGACGGUAAACGUGGUGUCUUCCGGGAGCGGCGAAAUAGGUUAUAUGCCGUGAGGCAGCGGGCGUUGUAAGUGUGUGGUGGCUGGUGGUGGCGAGUACUGAGUGGCAAGUUGCACGAAGAGUUGCACGAGUGUGCGUGGACUACACAGUUGUUUGCCGCGCACUUCUCAGCGUCUGGAAUCGGAUAGCAUAGACUAGGAUAACGUUCACGAAGCUCGAGUAGUAAUUCACCAGAAGGAGGGUACACACCAGACCAGGGUCACCCCGGCCCGGGCCUCCGGUUUUCGAAGAAGAUCGUGCGCACCACCUUGUAACCAGCAGCAGUGGUAAUGCGUGUACGUUGCACGUGCGGCGUGCGGCGCGGCAGUCCUCGCUGCCUUGCGACUACCAAAGCUGUAACUGACACACUCA
Messenger RNA from Chlamydomonas reinhardtii, 1251 nucleotides. RefSeq lists its product as uncharacterized. NCBI's taxonomy places the organism in Eukaryota, Viridiplantae, Chlorophyta, Chlorophyceae, Chlamydomonadales, Chlamydomonadaceae. The coding region runs from base 33 to 746 and encodes 237 amino acids. The record is from RefSeq and is a predicted model, not a curated record. The transcript has 7 exons.